CGCGCUUCAAGCGCUGCGUUCUCGCCACCAAAGCGACCUGAUAAUUAAGGCACAGUAGUUAUCUAUCAUAUCACUUGCAACGGUCGACUGACAGCUGCAGCCGGCCUCGGUUUUGCAUCGGUCAUGUCGAGCACGAUGCUGGAAGACCUCCUCGAGCGCGCCGAGGAGCAGACGCGCGCCGGCGACCGCACAAAGGCGACGGCACUCCUGCGGGCCGCGGUCGACGGCGCGACGGCGGACCUCGAACGCAAGCCGACGGAGCGCACGCGCGCCGUGCGCGCCGUGGCCGCGUACCAGCUCGCGACGCUGCUGCUCCAGGACGCGACGACGGCCAAGGAGGGCGACGAAUUAGUAUGGCGCCUCGGCUUCCGGCUGCGCCUCGCCGACGAGGCCCUGCGCUACGACGUUACAUUAAGUCGGCCGCCGCGGCGCGCCCCGAACGCGCCCCGCGUCGUCGACCAAGCGCUCAGUGAGGCGAAUUUGAGGAGCCUCGCGGCGAUCUUCGGCCGCGACGCACCGUAUUGGCCGACCCAUGAAGGCUCGGACGGCUUCUACAGCUACAACGUGCCGCUUGAUGAUGAGGGUCCCCUCGGCGGGUUUCUAAGGGCGCUGCGGCCGGCCGCUAAUGUCGCGGGCGCGACGUCGGGCGAGAUCUGGGCGCACGCGCGCGAGGCCGACGGCGCGCACCAGCUGCACUACGACCUCGACGAGGCCGCACUACGUUCUUCAGGCGAGACGCGUUCACCCAUAAAAUCGUCGGUUUUUUAUCUUGAGACCGUCGACAACGAGGGCGCGCCUACAAUGAUAAUGGCGCGGCGCCUCGGCGAUCAUGAAGAGAACGCGGCAGGCUGGCUCGUCGCGCCGCGACCGAACCGGCUCCUGACGUUCGAUGGGAGUUUGUUGCACUGUGUGGUGCCGCCGCUUCCCGCGCCCGCGGACGCCUCUAGAAGGCGCAUCACGGUCAUGGUCGGCUGGUGGGGGCCAGACGUGACCGUCGGCGACCCCGCGCGCCCGUCGCCGAACCGGCCUUUGGGGGCGCCGGCCUGGCUGCCUUCUGUUUCUUUUGAGGAGGCCUCUACUACGCCCGAGGCGACCGCGCCCCACGCCGUCGCGCGCGCGUGGCGCCGCGUCAAGGGUCGUGAAGCGACCUUCGGCGACCUCGCGUCGCCGGACGUCCUCCACGCGGGCCGCUUCUUCCUCCGCGACGCUCCCUCCGAGAUCGACGCGAGUGUUAUGGAAGCCGCGCCGAAGCCACCGGCGGCCGUCGAGUUCGUCGACCUCGCGAGCCUUGUUUCUGCGCCGGCGCCGGCGAAGAAGAAGCGGAGGAGCCGGUAAAUUCACACAAUCUUAUCCGGU
Messenger RNA from Pelagomonas calceolata, 1356 nucleotides. The record is from the annotation of a GenBank genome assembly. Lineage: Eukaryota; Pelagophyceae; Pelagomonadales; Pelagomonadaceae.